UUAUAUCCAUCCCAUCCGUAUCCUCCCUCUCUCCUCACUUUCUCCUCGCACCUCUCCAGCGCCUCCUCGCAUCUCUCUCUCGCCUCAACCAACUACCAACCAUCAUCCACAUCCACCAUCUACGCCUCGCCCUUCUUGUCACUCCCCCGCAUCACACGACAUCUCGCACACGCCCUCGCCCACAGCUCAACGUCAGCCGACACUUUGCCCACCUCUCUUUCCUCACCCCCACACCAUGGUGGGCGUCCAAGAACCUAAUCGACGCCGCGUCUCCUACAUCAUUCCACCCCCAGAUCAUGAGCCCGUCACCUUAGAGCUGCCUGGCUUCGGCGCCGCCCCAGGCGGCGACGCCCGCUCCUACCCCUACAUCAAGCCCAAGGCAGGCGUCGGGAACGGUGCCGCCGCUUUUGGAAGCAGAAAUCCAUUUGCGAGCCCUUCCCCACCGCCGCAGCAACAGUCACGACACCCGCGACACCGCCUAGGCAUCUCGACUCUUGCGCUGGACACGUCCACCGUACUGCACGGCACCAACGCUCCGGGCGGCAUACUCUAUACCGGCGGACGCGAUGGAUUGGUAGCUAGUUGGGAGACACAUGUGCCGCACACCCGCAGGCGCGGAAAGCGGUACCGCCCUGUUCCGGGGCGAGGGACGGGCGGGCGUGUGCGGUGGGAGCGACUAGGCGAUGGCGGCGCAGACUGGGAGGAUGACGAUGGGGAUGACCAGGGCGCCUACUACAGCUCGUCAGAGGAUGAGGAGGGAACUCCGGAUGCCUCGGGAGCGCCCAAAAAGCGGAAAGACGUCACUUACGAGGACCGCUGGGAGGUCGAUCAUGCAGCCAUCGCGAGACAGGCUCCACCGCCAACGACGUUCCGUGAGAGCGUGCAAACGCACACGGACUGGGUGAAUGCCAUGGUUCUUUGCAACAUGAAUCAGACAGUCAUCACUGCUUCUUCUGAUCGCACGAUUCGUGCAUGGAGCCCGCAUGAUUGCGACGACGAUACCGUGCCUGCCCUCAUUGGGCAUCACACCGACUACGUGCGCUCGCUCGCGUUCGCGCGCCAUCCGGGCGUUCUAUUCUCCGGCGCGCUCGACCGCGAUAUCUCUGUGUGGGACAUUGCGUGCCCAAAGCCCAACGAGCCAGUCCUGAAGGUGCGCCUGAGCGAAAUCGACGACCACGGCGGGUCCGGCCUCGAAGGCGAGUGGGGUAGUAUCUACGCGCUUGGUGUCGACCCAGCUGGUCACUCUUUAGCGGCUGGCACGCCCGAGCGUGUUGUGCGUCUGUGGGAUCCACGCGCUGGCGAGCGAUCCGUUACGAAGCUCGUCGGCCACACUGAAUGCGUGCGCUCCAUCCUCUUCAGUGACGAUGGGCGGUACAUGCUCACAGGAAGCUCAGACACGACCAUUAAGCUCUGGUCGGUCGGCGAGCAUCGCUGCUUGCAUACUUUCAACCACCACACCUCGUCCGUGUGGUCGUUGUUCUCGACCCACCCGAAUCUCGAACGGUUCUACUCGGGCUCGCGCGACGGCCAUCUCUGUGUGGUCGAUGUCGAGCAGUGCGGAGACAUGUCAGAGGGAGAAUGUCUUGUCCUGGCGAGAGAGGGCGAGCCGGGCGUCCCAGGCGAUUACGAGAGCAAAACGGGCGAUGAGGCCAUCCGCUCCAUCUGCGCAAUGGAUGACGAAUACGUGUGGACGGCGACGUCGAGCUCAGAUGUUCGCUGCUGGCGCGACGUCGGGCGUCGCGUCAACCGCUUGGACGCGGAUCACGACGGCGCGUCGUAUCAACGUGAGCUGGAUGAUGGCGCCGACGAGCCGCUUGUCUCCACGCACCUUGGCUCGGGCUUUGAGCCGACAUCGAUCAUGGACCCCAACCCCCUUCGUAACAAGCGCUUGUCGCUUGAUGACGCAGCCGAGCCGCUGAUGCGCACCGAUAGCCGUGACUCGAGAACAAUUGCCUUCGCUCCUUCUCCCGUAACCCGUCCAGAGGGAGGUAGCCCUACCCUCGGCCCUACCUCUCCACCUGCAUCUCCCGGUAAUCUUCCUUCUGGUGUGCGCGAGCGUCUCAACAAUUCUGGUUACCGCCGCUCGACAUUGUCGGGCGCCAGCAUCCCCAACUCGAUACUGUCCGAGGACGACGAGGAGGGCGUGCUGCUUCAUGGAAUCCCAUACGAGAGCUUGGUGUGCCUUGGCCUUCCAGACUCGCCUUACUCCUUUGGCCUGUCUCAUGCGGGCAUGUCAGCUGCAUCUCUAGCAUCUGGACGGGGCCCAGAGGACUUGCCCGAAACCGCCACGCGGGAACGUACGAUGAACCCACGGGACAUUGCGCGGCGCGCGUUCGAGGACCGCGAGAUCACAAGCGAGGCCAAGCCGUACCGCCGGGAGCCAAUUGAGGUCAUAAAGGGGUCUCCAGGUCUGAUCCGCAGCCUGUGUCUCAACGACCGUGUGCACGCGCUUACACUUGACACAAAGGGCGAGAUUGCGUUAUGGCACCUUAUCCGCGGCGAAUGUCUCGGUCGCUUCUCACCAGAGGAUGUGGCCGAAGCGCUCACACUCGAACGCGGCGUCACAGACGUGCGUCAGGAGAUAAAACUGCACCCGCAAGAAGUGCUCGAGCUUGUGCAGCGCCGCAUCGAGGGGAAGAACAGUGUAUUACCAUGGUGUCAGCUGGACACCAAAGUGGGCCAAAUCACGGUUCAUCUUGAGGGUGACCGUGUGUUCUCGGCUGAGAUUCUGGCCGAAGAGAUCGGACUCGACGAGCACGAAUUGGAGGAUUCGAACGCGAUCAACAUUGGCAAGACCACAUUAGCCAACCUCUUCCGAGGCCUCAUAAAGGCAGAGCAAGAGGAUAUAGCUAGCACGUCGCCGACCAGCGCGACAUCCUCGCUACCCAGCGUCGGCCGGAGCCCGCAAACGCCCCUGCACAUCCCCAUCAAGUCGCCUCGACACCGGCAACGUGCACUGAGCAAUGCCUCGCUUGGUGGCGGCAUAACACCGAGUAUAAACAUAGCUGGCCUUGCGACGCGCGCGCAGACACCUGCCAUACGACCAGAAGGCACGCCUCUCGGGCAGAGUGCCCCUGCCGCGAGCGGGUGGCUGUCUCUCCCGGCAGUGAAGGCGGCGAGCAUCUCGCCCGCUGCGCCGGGGAUGAGCUCGCCAAGCGCGAGCAACCACAUAACUCCAGGCAGCGUGCCGGCAAGUCGCGACUACUUCUCCCUUCGAAAGGACGCGGGCAGUGGAGACAAGACGCCGUCGUCUGUCACGCCGGUGACACCGGCAAGCACCGAAAAGGACAAGAGCUCGGGCGGGCUGUUGAAGAAGGGCUUCAAGGGCUUCGGCAAGAAGAAGACGGUUGAGGCACCGAUGGCCACUGUCACCGAGAGCAAGCGUGAGGAGAAGACCGAGGAAGUGUCCAAGCUUUCAGACCGGGACCGGCAGCAGCUCUUGUUCCUCGACAUGGUGCGAAGUCGACCCUUCGCGCCGCCGAGCGGGACGGAUGCGCCGGCGCUCCGUAUCCCGCCGAGCACGCACGUGAUCAUCAGCGAGCAGGCGCACGCGGACGGAGCGUACAUCGUCACGUACCGCUCGACGGUGGGGAGCACGGAGCGGGACAUCGAGCCACUCGAAAUGAACAGCCCCUUCUGGCUGCUCAACUUCCUUUUUACUUCCGCGACGCCGCAGGAGCGGCAACCGCCCAAGAUCGCGCUCAUCCUGCUUCCGGAAGGCGUGCCCCGCGACUCGGGCAAAGGGCUGAAGGUGGCCGCGAGCCGCACCGCGCGCGUCCGCGGCGUCUUGGAGCACCUCCAAGGCGUGCUCUCGCGCGAGGAUGGGCGAGAACGCGCUCUGUCCGAUGCGAGCGCUAUGAGCGGCUUGCCCGACACUCCCCGAAAGAGGCCAGAGGACACGCUCGAGCUGUUGUGUGGACAGCACAUCGCAGAUCCGGACAUGAAGGUGUCGACAUUGAAGCAGUACUACUGGAAGGGCGGGCCGGACAUGAUCCUCCACUACCGAUCUAAGGCAUAGAGCAGCUAGAAUGCACAUGUAUGUCAAGGGGGCUGAUUGGCAGUGGGUAUACACAGCUCACUGAUGCGCACACUCAUUCAUCUCGAUUUUCUAUAAAUUCUCGAUCAGAUCCUCAAGCCUGCAGGCCUCAGUAAUCUACGGUCCAAAGCACGCAUCCGGAGAGUGACCAGCAUUCUGCCCUUCACCCAUCACAAUGCUCUCCCUGAUUGUCGGCGUAACAGACAGUCACAGAUACUUGCAAGCCCUUGCGGUGCAUCUGCCAGAUUGUAAUCGAU
Messenger RNA from Cutaneotrichosporon oleaginosum, 4293 nucleotides. RefSeq lists its product as uncharacterized. Gene Ontology annotation, molecular function: protein binding. NCBI's taxonomy places the organism in Eukaryota, Fungi, Basidiomycota, Tremellomycetes, Trichosporonales, Trichosporonaceae. The record is from RefSeq and is a predicted model, not a curated record.